This is a messenger RNA of Oryzias latipes (Japanese medaka), 674 nucleotides long. It is a transcript of the gene ndufaf8, whose product is annotated as NADH:ubiquinone oxidoreductase complex assembly factor 8. Gene Ontology annotation, cellular component: mitochondrion. NCBI's taxonomy places the organism in Eukaryota, Metazoa, Chordata, Actinopteri, Beloniformes, Adrianichthyidae. Gene Ontology annotation, biological process: mitochondrial respiratory chain complex I assembly. The record is from RefSeq and is a predicted model, not a curated record.
GGGAAGGUUUUAAAUGACAGGGUCAUCAAAAUGGCGCUACCCGUAGUUUACACGAAUUUUAAGCCUUUUUUAUGACAUUUUUUCCUCGUAAACAUGCUCUAAGAUUCCUAAUCUAAUACUCAAAUAAAAGCCUAUAUGUGUUUUAAGGUUUAAAGACAUAGAUGCAUAUAGCAGCAUGUCGGGCUCAAAUGUUUGGACCAGAAGCCGGGAGAAAAUGAGAAAUUUCAGCGACAUCUUUUCAAAGUGUGCCGACGAGGCUGCAGCGUAUGGAAAGUGUGUCGCAGCAACAACGGCAGGCAGACAAGAGCUGAAGAAGGACCUGUGUGCCAAAGAGUUUGAGGCUCUAAAGACCUGCUUUGUGAAGGCUGCCAAACGUCACGGCAGAUGACAACAAAUAAAUAAGAGGAGAAACCAGCCUGAAAACCCGCAUGUGGAAUCAUUUAUUCUUAUUCUAAUCCCUGAUUCCUGUCAAUAUUUUACCUGAUGCAGUUCUGUGGAGCUGGAAAGUAACUGUAUAUGCUGUAAACAUUAACCAGUGGUUGAUAUUUUAUUAGGUCUUAUGUACAGAAAUAAAUUGCACAUAGAAAAAUACUUUUGGACAAAGUCAAGAUCUGGAAUGUUGAACCUCUAACAAAUAAAGAAAAUUUCUAAAAAGUUGUUUUGGAACAUCAAAA